This is a messenger RNA of Coregonus clupeaformis (lake whitefish), 1236 nucleotides long. Its product is annotated as endonuclease domain-containing 1 protein-like. Bases 130 to 1173 code for a protein of 347 amino acids. Gene Ontology annotation, molecular function: nucleic acid binding; metal ion binding; hydrolase activity. The record is from RefSeq and is a predicted model, not a curated record. NCBI's taxonomy places the organism in Eukaryota, Metazoa, Chordata, Actinopteri, Salmoniformes, Salmonidae. The transcript has 2 exons.
UCCAGUCUACCAACUGGUCUCUGAAAACCUAUUUAAAGCAGUCUGUUUUGUCUCAGCUCAGCAGUCUCCAGUCUACCAACUGGUCUCUGUAACUUCAUCUUUGUCUCUGUGGUGUCCAGUCUUCAGGUGAUGAUGGAGGUAUUGAAUCAUCUCUCUACUCUCCUCCUCCUCUCUCUCCUUCCUCCUUCUCUCUCUCAUGUAGUGGUGAAGUUCAGCGAAGUUAAAGAGUGCAGUGAUUUCUUCCUGGAGGGGACAACUCCAAAUCUCCCGGGUAUUUUGGUUGAUGGGACAGUCAAGGACCAGAACCGCUACAAACCGAUUUGCCAGAAGUACAAAGACAAAUACAGGUUUGCAACUCUCUACGACACGACCAACAAGAUCCCUGUGUUUUCAGCCUACACCUUCACUGGUCCUCCUCCUAAAGGCAGACCAGAUCAACCCUGGAUGAUCGAGCCCCAGCUGGAAGAUAUUAAAAACAUACAUGACAUGAAGGUGGAUAAAAACGUCAAAAAGCAGGCUGCGGACGCGGACUACGAAGUAAAAAUAAAAAACAUGAAAAUACACAGAGGUCAUCUAUUCCCAUGUUCGUAUGUGCCUGAUAUGGAAACCAAGAAGUCCACUUUCACCCUGACAAACGUCGUUCCCCAGGCAAGUUCCUUCAACCAAGUCAGCUGGCGUUCAAUGGAGUGCAGUGUCAGAAAAACGCUUCAGAAGGACUGUCUUGAUAACAACGGGAAGAUAAAGGCCUAUGUGGUGACUGGAGCAGUGCCCAGUAAGAGCAACACACUGAACAACCGAGUGAACAUCCCAUCUCUCCUGUGGACAGCCUACUGCUGUUACAACAGCACCCAGAGACAGUGGGUGGCCGAAGCACACUGGGGUGAGAACAAAAAGUAUGUAAGGGGGGACAGAUUGCCCUCAAACACCUUGGCAGACCUGUAUAAGAUGCUGAACCAGUAUUAUGGUGAUGUCAAGCACUCCAAAGAUGGUGUCAAGGUGUUCCCAGAUGAUUGUCAGAAUGGAAAACAGGAUGAUACAGGGAGGAACGGAGAGGCUGGGGCAGGGCAAAAGAGGAGCGGAGAAAUGAGCGGAGAGUCAAAGGGAAGCAUAAAGAGGCAAAGAGAAACAGGGGAUGAGGAAAAUGACUGUGACUUUGACUGUGAUGAAGAGUGAUGAGUUUUGUCCGGUGGUAAUUCCCAUAACUAUUGAGUUAUAAGUUAUAAGGGUUAUAAUGGU